This is a messenger RNA of Pundamilia nyererei, 1066 nucleotides long. Its product is annotated as kelch-like protein 10. The annotation marks the transcript as partial. Gene Ontology annotation, molecular function: protein binding. The record is from RefSeq and is a predicted model, not a curated record. Lineage: Eukaryota; Metazoa; Chordata; Actinopteri; Cichliformes; Cichlidae. The transcript is spliced from 4 exons.
UACAUCAUCAAUAACUUUAAGCAGGUUGUUCUUGAGGAGGAGUUCCUGCAGCUAACUGUGGAGGAACUUGCUGACAUCCUUGAUAGAGACGACCUCAAUGUGCAGUUGGAGACCACUGUGUAUGAAGUGCUUACAAAGUGGAUUAGCCAUGUACCUGCAGAACGGAAACAACACCUCACCACUCUGUUGCCCAAGGUCCGACUGGGAUUGAUGACGUCAGACUACCUAAAGGACAAUUUGCUGUCUAGUGAGCUGGUGGGGGCCAAUUCUGAGUGCGUGUCCAUGAUAAGUAAUGUCAUCUUAGACAUACAUGGUCUAGGAAGCAGACCCUUCAUGUCUGGCUUGUGUCACCCUCUUGCUCGUCCCCGCCUGCCUCAUUCCAUCCUGCUGGCCAUUGGGGGGUGGAGUGGUGGUGAUCCAACUAACGGCAUCGAGGCCUACGAUUGCCGGGCUAACCGCUGGGUCAACGUAACGAACAACCUCGAGUGUCCUCGUGCUUAUCAUGGAGCCGCCUUCCUCAACGGGUACGUCUACUUCAUUGGUGGCUUCGACAGGGUGGAGCAUUUCAACAGCGUCCGUAGGUUUGACCUGACCACUCACAUUCCCAACAAAUGUGGGCCUGUUGGUGGCUUCGAUGGAAACAACCGUCUGCGCACCGCUGAGGCUUACAACCCACAUUCCAAUACGUGGAACCUCGUGUCCUCUAUGCUGACCCCCCGCAGCAACUUUGGCAUUGAGGUAAUUGACGAUCGCCUCUUUGUCGUCGGGGGUUUCAACGGCUUCACCACCACUUCGAACGUUGAGUACUACGACACUUUAACCAAUGAGUGGUAUGAGGCGUGCGACAUGGAGAUUUUCCGCAGCGCCUUGAGCUGCUGUGUGGUGUCCGGACUUUGCAACAUGACUGAGUACACCUUUCCUCGUGACUUCCUGCCACUUGCCAAUGUGCCAGAAGAAGCAAUGGAGUCAGCAGAGUCCACAUAACAUCUUUAAAGUGCUGUACUGCCAUGUGUUAACAUCUGAGACUCCAACAUGAAGGACUGAAAUAAAUCUUUAGAGCAUUAAA